UGUAGCUGUACCCCUGUCAACCCUGUGUAGCAGUGCCCCUGAUAGCACGUAUGGACCCAGGUUCAUUAUUCCCGGUGUAGAGUAAUUAGCACCUUGCAGAACGACACAUUAUCAUCAUCCAGUUUCAUCCAUAUUACUUCUACACAAACCGUUCUCGCUGGCCUCGCGUUUUGUUGCUGUCCGUCCAUGGUGAAAGAGAGUUGACAAAACAACCAUGUCUGGAAUCAAGAGGAAAAUUGAAGACAAUGACCCAGACUAUGAGGACAUAUCACAAGUUCAUGAGAAUAAGAGAAACAAAAUUGUGGAACAGAAUGCACGGGAUGCGACGGUGCAGAAAAUUGAAGUCAUCAUCAGAGAACAGUUUUCUAUGGAGAUGAAGAAUAAAGAACAUGAGAUUGAAGUGAUUGGCCAACGUCUCAAUGAAGCUCGGCGGAUGAUGGACAAGCUGAGAGCCUGCAUUGUGGCCAACUAUUACGCCAAUGCUGGGCAGCCCAAGGUCCAAGAGGCGUCAAAGAGCGACGCCCUGGUGCUGAACCACCCGGCCAUCAAGCGCUUCCUGGAGUCGCCCUCUCGCUCGUCCUCGCCCCUCAACCAGGGCUCGGAAGCAGCCUCGCUGGGGCCUUCGGAGAGCGAGUCGCUGGGCCAGCACGUGGACGGUGGACACGGGGAGCGCGAGCGGGACGGAAUCUGGCGGGAGGCCGGGAGCCGCGGGGAGCGACGGCCGGGACGCAACACAGGGAAGGACACGUUUGGAGUGCCAUCAUCAGCCGCCGCGGAUCAGCAGGUCACCUAUCACGUCACCGGAGAGGAGGCCUCAAGACUGUACGUCAAGAAGACCAUUGUUGUGGGGAAUGUCUCCAAGUACAUAGCCCCUGACAAGAGAGAGGAGAAUGACCAGUCCACCCAUAAGUGGAUGGUCUAUGUCAGGGGCUCCAAGAAGGAGCCCAGCAUUGACCACUUUGUGCGCAAAGUCUGGUUCUUCUUGCACCCCAGCUACAAGCCUAAUGACCUGGUAGAAGUCAGUGAGCCCCCGUUCCACCUGACUCGGCGAGGUUGGGGAGAGUUUCCUGUCCGUUGUCAGAUCCACUUCAAGGACCCACGCAACAAACGCAUCGACAUCAUCCACAACUUAAAGCUUGACAGAACGUAUACGGGACUGCAGACACUUGGAGCUGAGACGGUGGUGGAUGUGGAACUCCAUCGAAACUCCCUUGGCGAUGACUUCCUGCCCACCCCCCUCUCCUCCUCCUCCUCCUCCUCUCAGAGGUCAUGUGCCAUGGGCUCCACCAGUGCCCAUCUCACCUCCGCCCCCUCCCCCGGUCAACUCUCCCAGGACUCCUUCCCAGGCACAGAGAAAGGCGUGGCCGUCAAAAUCGAGUCGGGUCGCUCGUCCUGCUCCGAGCGGACGCCGUCCCGGCCCAAGCUCACGGAAAAGAUCACGCUCGGUUCUCAUGGGAACUCCGCCUUCCAGCCCAUCACGGCCAGCUGCAAGAUCAUCCCGCAGGGCCAGGCGCCGAGCCCCUCCGAGUCUCCCGGGAAGUCCUUCCAGCCAAUCACCAUGAGCUGCAAGAUCGUCUCCGGCUCUCCAAUCUCUACGCCCAGCCACUCCCCGCUGCCCCGCACCCCCACCUCCACGCCCGUGCACAUGAAGCAGGGCUCGGCUGCGGGCAGCAACCCCUACAUCAUCGUGGACAAGCCGGGCCAGGUCAUCAGCGUAGCCGGCUCCUCUUCCUCUGCCACAGGAAGCCCCACGGUCAAGCAGUCUGCAGCGGCCCACGGCACCAGAUCUCCCGCCCCCAAAGUCCACACAGGAGGCUUCCUCUCCUCAGGAGUCAAGGUCAUCAUAAAACAGGAGCCGGGGGAGGUUCCCACCCAGCCGCAGCCGCCGCCACAGCAAGCCAUGGUUUCCACGGCAACGGCCCAGCAGCAGCAGCAGGCGGCGGCGGCACAGGCACAGCAGUUUGUCGCAGUGAAGGGCGGUCACGUGAUCGCCAUGGCCUCCUCCCAGAAGCAAGUUGCUGGGGCGUCCGGGGCCGGAGCCACGCCCAGCAAGGUCCUGACCACACCCACAACACACACACACUCACACUCCAUACCACCCCCCCUUACUCCAGCGUCCCUUGUCUUCAUGGCCACCCUGCAGCUGCCAGCCAACAACCUGGCCAACCUAGCCAACCUGCCGCCGGGCACCAAGCUCUACCUGACCACCAACAGCAAGAACCCGUCAGGCAAGGGCAAGCUGCUGCUCAUCCCACAGGGAGCUAUCCUGCGGGCCUCCAACUCAGGUCAGCAGUCUCAGAGUGCAUCCUCGUCAGGCUCUGGCUCGUCACAGAGCUCCUCUGGUAGUUCGUCUGGAUCCAGCCUCUCCUACACCUCCUACAUCCUCAAACAGACCCCACAGGGCACGUUUCUGGUUGGCCAGCCUGGCGGCUCGGGGAAGCAGAGUUCGUCCAGCUCCUCCACCUCCUCGUCGGGUCACACGGCGUCGGGCACGGGCAGCGGCAACCAGCAGUCCAUCCGGGUCACCGCGGGCCAGAAGGCCGCCAUCUUGGCUCAGGUGGUGGGCGGGUCGCAGGCAUCACAGUUGAAGCUGUCGGACGGCUCGGUGAAGACGGUGACGGCCUCUGCCGCCACUCACCUGUCCAAGCCGGGCACUACCACCCUGAGGAUGGCGGGGGGAGUCAUCACAGCCACCAGCACCAUGCCGGGCACCCCCGCCUCAGCUGCUACCACUCCCACACAACACACUGCAGAUGGCGCCAGUGUGCCCUCCUCCCCCGCCCCCUACUCCUCCUCUUCCUCCUCUUCCUCCUCAUCCGGGGCCAAACCCGUAUCCCAGCACCCUCUGCUCGUGGCAGCCAAUCAGGCGGCAGUCAUCAACGCAGCCAAGAACGCCAGCAAUGCAGCCGCCGCCGCAGCUGCCACUGCAUCUAAAACCCCCUCGGGCACCAUGAUGACCGUCGCCAAGAGCAUGGCCGCCAACAUGCCGGUCAUCAGCCUGGGCAAGGGGGCAGGCCCGGCGGUGGUGAGCGUGCCCAAGAGCGCCAGCCCUUCGCUGGUCACUGCAACGUCACUGGUGGGCAGUAGUGGCACCGUCAGCGGUAAGGCAGCUGCCGCUCUCUCAGGCAUGCUGAAGCUGCAUGCGGGCCAACCCAGUGCGCAGCAGACUGUGCUCACCAUCCCUGCCAACCAGCUGAAGCAGCUGAGCGUGGGCACGGGCGCUGGGGGACUCCAGACCAUCCUCAUGCCUGUGGGCAAAGUUGUGCAGUCCUCCUCCUCCUCCUCCUCCUCCUCCUCCUCCUCCUCCUCCUGUAAAGGAUCCUCUACCAGCAGCAAUACUGCUACCCACAAUGCACCAGCAGUCUCCUCCACACCAAACGUAGCUCACGUGAAGACAGAGCCAGGUGUGUACAGCUGCAGCGGCCCUGGGCCCCAGACCCCGACCUCUUCAUCGACCCCGGGCUCCAGCGUGCCACCCACCCCCGCCACCGCCAGCGUCAAAGUGGAGCAGGGGGCCGAGUCCGCCCACGAGCUCAACACUGAACACAUAGAGAACCUGACGCAACUGUUGACGGCGGCGGUGAAGAAGUUUCCGCUCAUUGUGCCUGAGAAGAAUGAGGACUCCCACCCAUUCUGUGCCAUCUCUAUGGAGCAGUAUUACUCCUGGAACAUUGGGAAACGCCGGGCAGCCGAGCUGCAGCGUGCGGUGGCGGUGAGGCGCGUGGUGCAGGAGGCUCUGGAGAGGAGCCCGCGCCUGCAGGCCGAGCCCUUGCCCAGGACCCGCCAGCUGGUGCAGUGGUGCCGUCACCGCGGCUACACGCCGCCCGACCCCGAGCCUCGCCGCACAGAGGAGGACUCCAUCGAGGACAUCCUCACCCAGAUCGACAGCGAGCCAGAGUGUCCGUCUACGCUGCUGGACGCUGAGGACCUGUGCCAGCGGGUGGAGCAGCUCCAGCGGCUGCUGAAGACAGAGCCCGAGGACGAGGACGACGGCGAGCUGCUGGACGUGCUCAGCCUGUCCCCGCCCGCCACCUCGUCGGCCUCGGACACCGCCGCCCGGCCCAAGCAUGAGCCCCACGCUGGCCCGCAGGAGCCCAGCUUCCACCUGGGGCCCAGCCCCGCCCAGCAGUUCAUCAGGGAUGCCGCCCAACAGAUUGGUGUGACCUUCCAGCCGGUGGAGGUGGAGAAGAGUGUGUUUGCUCCAGUGAUUGAGGCCAUGAUCCUCAAGGCCACAGAGCAGUUUGCCAGUGACAUCUUAAGAGAAGCCCUGGGCAACGCCUACAUGAAGGCCCCCCAGAACAGAGCGCCUCGCGAGGUGUCAGUCAUGAACGUGCACCAGUCGGUUAGCAGCAUUCCAGCCUAUGACUUCCUGACCAACCGCUACAUGGGCGUCCUGCUCAAGGAGAAUGGCCACGCGGACUGAGGCCCGUCGCUGCCGGAAACGCCGCCACACACGCACAAGCCAGGCCAGCAGGCAAACCAACCACACACGUCCUUCCGGAGCUCCAGAGAACAAGCAGAAUCAUCGCCAUGGCACCUGAGCCUUGGACCCGCCCGUCGAGCAUUAAACCAGUCUGGGGUUGGCUGUAUUUAAGAGGGCAAACGACCACAGUGAACCCCAAGCAAAUAUUAGUUGUUACAAGAGAAGCUGUGUGUGUGGGGGGUGUUUAUUUACUGUGGGUGAUCAUUCUGAAGGCUUCACCAGGCAGUUUACUGCCAUACUGUUAUGUGUAAUACUGAUGUCAAGU
This is a messenger RNA of Alosa alosa (allis shad), 4748 nucleotides long. It is a transcript of the gene yeats2, whose product is annotated as YEATS domain containing 2. The coding region runs from base 215 to 4423 and encodes 1402 amino acids. The transcript has 30 exons. Gene Ontology annotation, cellular component: NuA4 histone acetyltransferase complex. Gene Ontology annotation, molecular function: histone binding. NCBI's taxonomy places the organism in Eukaryota, Metazoa, Chordata, Actinopteri, Clupeiformes, Clupeidae. Gene Ontology annotation, biological process: chromatin remodeling; regulation of transcription by RNA polymerase II. The record is from RefSeq and is a predicted model, not a curated record.